AUGCCUCCCUCCCUCCUUGCCUGCCUCCCGCAGUGCACCUCUCCCAUGCUUCCACUCCCACCUCAAGAACCUUCACCCAGACAUAGCGGCUCGAGAGAACCCUUGUUCUCAUCGCUGCCGACCUGUCAUACUGCCGUGGCCCUUAGCCCAUGUGUUCGCUGCAACCUGAUUCAAAACGCUGCUGUCGCACGCUUUAUGAAAGACUCUCGGCUUGGGUGUGUGUGUGUGUGUGUGUGUGUGAGUGCACAGCAUUUAUCGGAGCCGGGGCUGCGGUAA
Molecule: messenger RNA, 276 nt
Organism: Colletotrichum orchidophilum
Lineage: Eukaryota; Fungi; Ascomycota; Sordariomycetes; Glomerellales; Glomerellaceae
Exons: 2
Coding region: 1-276 (91 amino acids)
Source: RefSeq, a predicted model, not a curated record